AUGGACAACCAACUGGCUGCAGAGUGCCCACAGGAGACACUUGUGAGUGGUCGCCUGAAGCACCAGGUGGCUAACGUGCAUCCCAGUAGGAUCAUCCUCAACAGCCAACUGAGAAGACAGAUGAGCGCAGAGAAGGAAGCUAACAAUGAAUGCACCCGGGAAGCCCUUGCCAAAAAGGUUGCAGCACUGAAGAGAGGUUAUCAACAGAUCGGUGAAAUCGAGGAUGAAAUGGAGGUCAACCAAAGUGGUGUCGCUGCCAGUGCUAAGCCCAUCAAGCCAUGGACGAAUGAGCCACUUACCCCCCUAGCUGAUGUGGAAGACAAUGCUGGACCUGUAGUGAUGAAGGGGAAAGGGACAAAAGCAGCAAAGGCAAAAUCGCUGCGUGAAGCGAUAAUCUCCACGCACAACAAAUGUGUCAAAAAUUGGGUGAACAUUGUCGACACAAGCUCUACGCGAUCUUCAAGUGCCAGUGCCAGUCCUCGCACAUCAGCUGCACCACCUCUGUCCACAAGUACCCUCGCUACAAGUACUACUGAUGUCGAGUUCCAUGUAUUCAAUCUCAGCUCUCCACUGCCAAAUGAUCCCCAAUAUAACUACAAGUUCAAAUCCCAACUACCAGAAAACUUUGACUCGCUACCUGAUCGCAAAGAUGGAGAAGCUAGUGGGCCAUCUCAGUGCACUGCUGCAAUGGCCGAGGAGUAUGAGACCAAUGAUCCUGCUGCCAGACUCACCAACAUCAAGAGGAAAGUAGCUGAGUUGGAAUACAUCUCAACCUCUGAGGUUGAGGGCGACAGCAUUGAUGAUAACUGCGACAAUCUAGAUGAUGCCAUCUGUGUUUUGGGGCACAAGAAUGCCAUGGCCAAGUCACGUGUCAUGGUUACAAAGGGCAUGCCAAAGAAGAUCAAGAUACAAGCUUGCAACUCUAUGUCCAGCUUAUCAGCCACAUCUACUAGCAAGAGAUCUAUUGUAACUGUCCCUGCACAAGUGCAUUUCAACAAUUCAGAUCUCCCCUUGGAUCUGCAUAAAGAUCAGAAGUGGAAGAGGGAAGUUAUUCCGAUGCUAAUCCUAUGGGCCGGAAACCAAGAGGAUGCAUUCAACAUCGCCAAGCAAGAUAUUUGCGGGGCUCUACAGGAGAUCAUGCCAGUCGUAUACCCCAUACUCAAGAACAUGGCAAGUAGCAUUCUUCCCAGCUCACCCAUGGUUUCUGUCGUGUCUCAACACUUGUGUGAUUGGAGGCAUGGCUUUGCCUCCAUGGCCGUUGCGCAACUCAUAGCUUUCUUCCUCAAUCCUCAAGACCCAUCACCCACCGACACUGCAAAAGUAUUACUCGAUCAUUUCACAUUCUUAUAUGAAGACCUUGACACGACUGUUCCUGAGAAGGCCUUCCGCUCUGUUUUUGUGCAACAGCUGCUGCUGAGCAGCCAUUUGACUGCAACCAAAGGAUACAUUCAAGUCCCCACUCUUGACACUUUGUCUUUGGCGAAGCAUGGUGUUGUUGGUGCUCUUGGACUUUGUGCUGCUGCGCUCUCACAUGGCUUGAACCUCAUUAGAUCUGGUGACAUCGAGCUCAAGUCCCCCAUCAAUGUCAAAGAUGGUAUUGCCAAAGUGGCAACAAGGUUUGUGCAGACCCCCGUCAAAUACAACAUGGCUUUGGGCAAGGAUAGCAAGACUGCAUGUGCAUUUUCAGACCAGAAUUGGGGAGCCCCAAUGAGGAAGUUUACAGGGGCCACCAAAAGAAGAUCUAUUGCUCAGCUUCAAGCCAUUGUAGAGCUUGCCCUUGCUUCGCUUGCGAUAGGGCAAGAACUCGACCCCAAGCUGUUGAGUGAUGCAGGAUCUGACAACGAGUAUGCACUUAUCUGUAGGUUUUCAUUCCCUACUGCUUAUACGAUCCACUGA
This is a messenger RNA of Pisolithus orientalis, 1896 nucleotides long. RefSeq lists its product as uncharacterized. The record is from RefSeq and is a predicted model, not a curated record. Bases 1 to 1896 code for a protein of 631 amino acids. NCBI's taxonomy places the organism in Eukaryota, Fungi, Basidiomycota, Agaricomycetes, Boletales, Pisolithaceae. The transcript has 8 exons.